Messenger RNA from Salvelinus fontinalis (brook trout), 4091 nucleotides. Its product is annotated as zinc finger protein with KRAB and SCAN domains 8-like. The record is from RefSeq and is a predicted model, not a curated record. Gene Ontology annotation, molecular function: RNA polymerase II cis-regulatory region sequence-specific DNA binding; DNA-binding transcription factor activity, RNA polymerase II-specific. Gene Ontology annotation, biological process: regulation of transcription by RNA polymerase II. The transcript has 5 exons. Gene Ontology annotation, cellular component: transcription regulator complex; PcG protein complex; nucleus. Lineage: Eukaryota; Metazoa; Chordata; Actinopteri; Salmoniformes; Salmonidae. Bases 231 to 1685 code for a protein of 484 amino acids.
GACGCCAACCAAUAAGAUCAUUUCAAUUCUGUGUAGAAGGAAGUUAACCGUGACCAAGUACAAUUUCACGUUAGCGUUUAUUAUUUAGAUGUUUAUUAACACCCUGGAACUCAAACUCAUUUAACUGCACAGCAUCACAUAACUCAGGUAUUCUUUAAUUCACGUUGGAGACAGGACUUGGUCGAUAUGUUAUCUAGGUAACGCUAGCUAGCUGCUAACGUUAGCUAACAAUGGCUAACUGUAUGGUUUUUCACACUCAAAUAGCAUCCAUAAUGGAGGUGCUAGCUAACGCAGCUGUGGUAGAGAUCUGUAAACUCGUAGACGACGACUAUGCAGUGUUUCGUUUGGAAAUGUCUCAAAGCCAGAAAGAGAACCGGGGAUUGCGGAAGAAACUACAGCUACAGGAACUGAAGGUGGCACGGGAGCGUCGUACUAGCAGUGUCAAGAUCCUCGACCGAUACAGAGGAAUGACAAGAGGUGAAGGGCAUCUCACUGGAGGCCACAGGAGCUUUGUGAAGCCAGCGGGACACAAUACAUGGAGAGUUGACCAACCAAUCACUGUUGAUGAGGGGAGUGGAACUUCAACCCAGCAUGUUAUCGUGAUAGAGUCUGCAGAUGUAGAGGCUGCAGGUCCUGGAGGAUCGUCUCUGGUCAAGCAGGAAAAGUCUGAAGGAGAGGAGGACCCACAGCACAGCAGAGACAUCCACCCUGUAGCCACGGAGGACCUACACACCGCUGCCGCGCCCAAGCCUAGGACACGACGCAGCAUCACGGAGUCAGUAGACAUGGAGGAUGGGAAGCCUGAUCUGCUGCUGGUCAAAGAGGAGACAAUAGAAGACGGACCAGAGAGCAUUGACCUGCUAAGUGGACUGAAGAUGGGGGAGCAAGGUGGUUCGCUGGAGGCUAACAGAGGAGACUGGACGGCCAUCUUGGAUUCCCAGACCCAGACGGGUGCAGCCAAGCGCCCAGGGGACAACAUCACAGAGCAGGCCAGUGGAUGGGACAACGUCCUCAACUCUGGGCUGGGGCACAGCAACCAGAAACAGACAGUGAAACACAAAACAACAACCAAACUUAUUCUCCAUAACAACAGACUGGAUGAGACCAGGGCAAGGCGUAGAUUUGGUCUGCGGGGACGAGGUGGUGUCUAUAUGCGGCAGGAGAGAACAGACACAGACUCGGCUAGCGAUGCUGCGUCCUGCUCCUAUAGUUGUGAUUCAGAGAGACUGAUGGCGCCUCAGGUUAAACCCCUAACAGGUGCCGCCUUCAGCAUGCCUUCUAUAGGAUCUAUCAACUGGAACAUGGACCCUGCGACAACACAGACACUCCCUGGCCUUCAUCCUCCUCACACUCUUCUAAUGUUAAACCAGACCUCAGACAAUGACAGUGCCUCAACAUUAAAUGGCUACACAAGCCCAUUGACAAAUGACAGUAGCAGUAAUUCUAUCAGUAGAUCCGGUGGCAAAGAAAAGCGCUUCCCGUGUCCGUUCUGUGGGAAAGCCUUCCGUUUCCCCAAACAGGUGGAGAUCCACCAAAGGAUGCACACGGGGGAGAAACCUUUCGGCUGCGACAUGUCAGGCCAGUUUUUCACACUCGUCCAACCUGAAGAGACACCAGAGAGUCCACAGAGGGGAGGAAUCCUACAGCUUACCCAGUGUGAGAAGAGGUUCUCUCACCAGCACUAGCUGAAGAUCCACAGGAGAAACGCCAUUCGCCUGUACACACUGCGGAAAGAGGUUCUCAGAGAGGAGGUACUUCAGGAUACAAGCAGAAAAUGCACACGGAGUACAGCCCUCAAACUCAACUCUGGAACUCAAUGCCAGUUCCACAGCAUUUUUUUUCAUUGUUCUCCUCUAAAUCAGGCACUGAUUUAGACCUGGGACACCAGAUGGGUGUAGGGCUGUUAGUUAGAUCGUCUUAUGACAGCAGUCAAAUUCCACGUGACCAUUUAGUCACGGUAAUCUAGCUUCUCCAAGCUCUGAUGAUCAUUAGUAGCCUACCAAACUUGCUAACUGCCUGGUGCUCAGCAUUCUGUUGUCCCUCUUAUCACUCUAACAUCAAUGAAAAUGGAAUCCAACACUUCACGAGAGCCUGUUGCGCAACAUUUCUAUAGACUAUGCAAUUGCAUGAGAAAACGGAGUGAUGGCCUCCAUUUAAAAAGAGGAUCCCAUGAGAUUUCUAUAGGCUAGGCCUACUAUAUUUAUUUCUCAACUUUCCUAAUAUUAAGUACAUUGCUUCUCUUUUCCACAGGAGUACAGCCUAUCUGGCUGGCAUGAACCACUGGAAAAGCGUCCACCAUUAGCUAUUUAAGUGUAUUUUUCCCCCCACUGCCCCUGUUUCGAGACAGGUCCAUUCUAAAUCAAAACUAAUUUCACACAUAUAUUAUUUAGUAUAUGUAAAGACAAGAUUAAAUCAAGAAUAGUAUGAUGGGUGACAAUAUUAGCGUUUCAUUUGUAAAUGAUGCCCAGUGUGUGGAGUAAAGCAGGAAACAGUGCAUGCCUUUUUUAAAUCAGUCACACACCUCAUGUAGCCUAGCCCAUAUGUUUUGAUAAGGUUUUAAUAACUUCUUAAAAUGAAGCACAUUAAUCUGUUACAACGGGUGUAGAGCCUGCGUUUCAAGAUUCUAAAGUGAUUUCAUUCCAAGGUAGAUUUGCUUUUAGCCAAAUCCUUUUAGAGCAAGCCAAAUAAUUUCAUGAUUUGAAAAGUUAUCCUAGAUCAGGAUUCAUUGUUUGAAUGGUAAGAUGACAAUCUUUUGAAGGAGUUUGCUUUAAAAAUGGUGUUUUCCCGCUAAUGGAACAUUCACGCUUACAGCAUACGGCUGUGUGCGCAUUGCUGCGCUUAUAAUGUGAAGAAAUAGCCUAAUAGUUAACAUUUUUAAGCUAAACGUUCUGAUCUUUUUCGUCAGCCACAUUGCUUUAAAAAGGUUUUGAUGCUGGUGGUUGUAUUAAUUUGGGAUCUAUCGCAUCCCAUAACUGUCCCAGGCUAUUUAUUUCUCGCACAGAAUAGGUACACUUUUGUACUAUGGGGGCUAGUGCUUUUGCUGUUUGUUAGGCCUACUCAUCUUGUUGGCUGACAAAGUAAAUGUGGACAGUUCUUCCAAUAUCUUCAAUAUGCGCCUCGGAAUUUGAUAGGAGCACGCGCAGUUGCGUCCGUCUUCACUUGUAGCCUGUGAGAAAGAGCCGAUCACGUGACGGAAAGCCAUGUGAGUGAGGUGCUUCAGAGCACCCAGCCAGAAGGAAAUUAUAAUUAUUAUAUUCAGCCCAAGGGCACAACAGCCAUUGGCCGCAAAAGGCAUGGAUUUUUUUAGGGGGCAUUGCGGCCACACAAAGGGGAUGCAGCCGGGAAAUUCUAGGCAUUAUCAAGUGCUUGUCAAAUUGUAAAUGAGAAACUGAUGACGUGUGUACCACCUGCACAAAAAAAGAAAGCAGAGCUCAUGCCUUUAAUGCACAUUUUUUCAAAUCGUCAUUAGUCACAUCAUGCAGCCUUACAAUGUAUUAAAAAUCCUAACAUAUAGCUAAAAGUUUCACAACAACAUUUACAUAACUCUAAAUGAAGCAUAUUAGGAGUACCUGUUUCUUCGUGGACCGCUCUGUAAAAAUGCUUCACUCAUGAAGUGACACCUAUGUCCCUUAGGUUCAUUCUGGUGUUUUAUAUUGAGAAUGCCUUAAUUAACUUGACAAAGUAGUGAAGAUGUGUUUAAUGUUGAACAUUUUCCAAAGUUAAUUUUAUCCAAGCGAGGGUACCAAUUGUACAGAAAAGGUAGGGUUAAAAUAGUGAGUUAUUCCACUUACAGUUUAGCAGACACUCUUAUUCAGAGUGACUUAGUGCAUUCAUCUUAAAGGCCCAAUGUAUCUGUUUUUAUCUCUAUCAAAUAAUUUCUGGGUAACAAUCAACUACCUUACUGUGUAGGCUCGGGCGGUUUACCGUAUACUGAGGCAUUUGGAAAUAGGCACGGGAAGUUUUCAAUACCAUUAACUAUUUAUUUUAUACAUUUGAAUAUACUUGUCACUUAUUGUUUUGUGCAAUAAAAGUAUUGUACUUCAAAGUUGAGUAUGACCAUUUUGAUGAAAUGAAAUACAAAAUUGGCUGAC